CGGAAAACAAGGAAGUUACAGUUGGAGCAGAUGUGGCACCGCUGAGGAGAAGUCUAAGCCUCGUAGCAACAUUUAUGGUGGCCAUUAUACGUGAAGGAAAGCUCCUGUGCCACAAUGAAGGCAACUAGAAGCAAUAUGUUGACUGCCGGAAUAUCUACCAACAAGGUCAAAUAUUCACGACUGGCAGCCGAUGACGACGGUUACAUAGACUUGCAGUUCAAGAAAAGUCCACCAAAGGUCCCGUACAAGGCGAUUGCACUGGCAGUAUUCCUGUUUCUCACUGGAACCUUACUCAUAAUCUUUGGGGCCCUUCUUCUGUCAGGAACGAUAAUGGUGGAGCAUCCAGACCGCACCAUUCCAGUCAUCAUCAUAGGGGUGCUUGUGUUCCUUCCUGGAUUUUACCAUUUGAGAAUCGCCUACUACGCCGCCAAGGGUUACCGGGGUUACUCCUACGACGACAUCCCAGAUUUCGACGACUGAGACGAACAGAGUCUUCUAGCCGCGCUGGGCAUCCUGAAAAUGUCGCCUGCUGUUUACUUUCUGAAUGUAUGUAGCGUUCUGCCGCAGAGGCUUGUGUUUGUUUAAAUGAGCAUUGCGCAGGAGAGUUUUUAUACUGUAUCGUGCUUGUUGCCAGCUCUGAGCUGUAUUACCUUCAAAAGAGAAACCUGACAUCCCUUUGGGACUUUUUACGUGAAGUUUUAUUUAUAGAGAAACCAACACUUAAUGAACAAAGGCAGCAACCUCGUGCCUGCAACAGCACAGCAACAGUUUGCUGUUAUUCACCUCAUGGAUCAGCUGUUACAGUUGCCUUACUUGUAGUGUUUGUGACUGAGAAUCUUUGCGCCAUGUGCACAGUGAUUUUAUCUUAAAUAAAUCUAUAUCAUAAACUUGACUGUAGAUGGUAAAAAAAAAAAAAAUGGGGAGGUUAUAUAUCUCUUUAAGGAUUGUAUUUGGAGCGGAUUAAUCGUUGAUGUACAGUGUAUUUUAAAAUGAAAUGUAUUUGUUCUCAUUUAAAGAUCUUUACAUGUAUAUUCUUUUGCUUUUGAAUAUUUAAAGAGGAUGUAUUUUUACAUGCACUUGCUUGAUGAAAAAAUAAAUAAAACAGUGUGGUGAUUGGUUACAGUUAACAAUAA
Mugil cephalus (flathead mullet) is the source of this 1133-nucleotide messenger RNA. Its product is annotated as transmembrane protein 230-like. NCBI's taxonomy places the organism in Eukaryota, Metazoa, Chordata, Actinopteri, Mugiliformes, Mugilidae. The record is from RefSeq and is a predicted model, not a curated record. Bases 115 to 480 code for a protein of 121 amino acids. Gene Ontology annotation, biological process: synaptic vesicle transport. Gene Ontology annotation, cellular component: synaptic vesicle; endomembrane system. The transcript is spliced from 4 exons.